Molecule: messenger RNA, 1171 nt
Organism: Gadus chalcogrammus (walleye pollock)
Lineage: Eukaryota; Metazoa; Chordata; Actinopteri; Gadiformes; Gadidae
Exons: 6
Coding region: 206-1171 (321 amino acids)
Molecular function (GO): sequence-specific DNA binding
Source: RefSeq, a predicted model, not a curated record
CCAGUUUUAAAGUGACUAUUUUGAGCAAGGCUUCAAAAACCAUUGUUUUUUUAUGUGAUACGUCAAACGCGUCAUAUUACGUAGGAAUUGGUAGACGCGGUCGCUGUUGCUGCCUCAGCUCUAUGCGUAGUUGUGAGUAGUUACCGCGGUGAGCGGUCUUGUAUUCACCCCCCCCUGUGGUUUUUGGGUUUUUCUAAUCGGUGAGAUGAGGUUUUGUAUCUGUGGGGGUUGUUCCAACUCCGACCUCCUGUCCGACCAUCUCAGAUUUCACAGUUUCCCCGAUCGGAGAAAGGAUGGAGCAGCCUUUCGAGCCUGGGUGCAUUUUGUACAGGUGAAGAGAAAGGACUUUCUUUUCGCCUCUGUCACCAAAUACUCGUUCAUUUGCGCGGCUCACUUUAGACCAGAGGACUAUGUUUCCGGGGACAUGAUGGAGUUCAAGAUGGGUUUUCGGAGCGAGAAACGAGUGAGGCUGAAAGCCGGUGUGGUUCCCUCAAUUCAUGCCGCUCCAGCCGCAGCUUCGGGCUCAGCCACCGGCGGCAGUGAAGAUCACGGACCGGUCAGAGAUUCAACGAUUCGGAAACGUGAACUGUGCACUUUGCUGGGAAAUACGGCACGUUUUGAAGCCACAGAUGCGCCUACAGCCAGUGAAGACUCGGAGCAAGAGGCCGUCGCUUCCCUGGCUUCUCAGCCAAAAUCUGUGCUUCACUUUGGCUCACAGUGUCACAUAAGACCUCCUUAUCGUUCAUCAGCUAUCCAGGUACAGACACAGACGGUCAGUGUGGGGACACAGACCGAACUCUGUGUAUCAUCAAUUCCACUGCCCAGUCCAGUACAAACAGAGGAUGAAUCAUCCUCUGUUUCAAGAGAUCAACCAGAUGACAGGUCAUGGAGUGAAGUGGAAGAGAUGAGCGUGUCAUCUUCUGAGGAGGAGUCAGAGCCACAGCAGGGUUCUCAGUGGGACUUCGGAGUUGCAGACAAGUUCAUUGUCUGUCUCACCCAGCUGAUGGCUCUCUUCACCAUUUGUCCUGCCUGUUGUGGGGAAACCCAUGGUAACGUGGAGCAGCAGCAGGGAACAUUUGUUCAGAUCAAGCAAGUCUGUGCAGCUUGUGGGUUCGAGCUGGGGCCAUCCACUUUUCUGGUUGUAUGGCUACUGUGGGCGCCUGGUCUCUGA